AUAGACAAAUCUCCAUUCGUCAGUUUUCGGGUGAGGAGGCAGCGCAGUUUGGUGUUUUAUUGAGCGGUCUCCCAAGAGAAAACUGGAAAAAUGGCAAAAACCAUCUCCAUAAACCAAGCCAACAGGGAGCAUGUCUUGGCGGUAUCCCGCGAUUUCAUCUCCCAACCCCGCCUAACAUACAAGACUGUGUCGGGUGUAAAUGGACCUCUGGUAAUCCUUGAUGAGGUAAAAUUCCCCAAGUUCUCUGAGAUCGUACAACUCAGACUCGCCGAUGGCACCCUUCGUUCCGGUCAGGUGCUGGAAGUCAGCGGCUCAAAAGCCGUCGUCCAGGUUUUCGAGGGAACCUCGGGCAUUGAUGCCAAGAACACCCUCUGUGAGUUCACCGGUGACAUUCUCCGUACACCAGUAUCCGAGGAUAUGUUGGGCCGUGUCUUCAACGGCUCCGGCAAGCCCAUCGACAAGGGACCCCCAAUCCUGGCCGAGGACUUCCUCGACAUCCAGGGCCAGCCCAUCAACCCCUGGUCACGUAUUUACCCUGAGGAGAUGAUCCAGACCGGUAUCUCCGCUAUUGACGUGAUGAACUCCAUCGCCCGUGGUCAGAAAAUCCCCAUCUUCUCCGCCGCCGGUCUGCCGCACAACGAGAUCGCCGCGCAGAUCUGUAGACAGGCCGGUCUGGUCAAGGUCCCCGGCAAGUCCGUCCUUGAUGACCACGAAGACAACUUCGCUAUCGUGUUCGCCGCUAUGGGUGUCAACAUGGAGACAGCUCGUUUCUUCAAGCAGGACUUUGAGGAAAACGGCUCCAUGGAAAACGUGUGCCUGUUCUUGAAUUUGGCCAAUGACCCCACCAUCGAGAGGAUCAUCACACCCCGUCUCGCGUUGACCGCUGCUGAGUUCUUGGCUUACCAGUGUGAGAAACACGUGCUGGUAAUCCUGACUGACAUGUCCUCGUACGCCGAGGCUCUGCGUGAGGUGUCUGCCGCCCGUGAGGAGGUGCCCGGACGACGUGGUUUCCCUGGUUACAUGUACACCGAUUUGGCGACCAUCUACGAGCGGGCCGGACGUGUGGAGGGCCGCAACGGCUCCAUCACUCAGAUCCCAAUUCUGACUAUGCCGAACGACGACAUCACCCAUCCCAUCCCCGAUUUGACCGGGUACAUUACUGAGGGACAGAUCUACGUAGACCGUCAGCUGCACAAUCGUCAGAUCUACCCACCAGUCAACGUGCUGCCCUCCCUCUCCCGUCUGAUGAAGUCUGCCAUCGGCGAGGGCAUGACCCGCAAGGACCACUCCGAUGUGUCCAACCAGCUGUACGCUUGCUACGCUAUCGGCAAGGACGUGCAGGCGAUGAAGGCCGUGGUGGGUGAGGAGGCGUUGACACCCGAUGACCUGCUCUACCUCGAGUUCCUCACCAAAUUCGAGAAGAACUUCAUCACGCAGAGCAACUACGAGAACCGCACAGUAUUCGAGUCCCUUGACAUCGGCUGGCAGCUGCUUCGUAUCUUCCCCAAGGAGAUGUUGAAACGUAUCCCCGCUUCCAUCCUCGCAGAAUUCUACCCCAGAGAUUCGCGCCACUAAACCGACAAUAGCGACAUUCUGGCUAAAACACACUAAAUACACCAUAACCUAUGUAAAAGUAUUGGUGUGAAGUUAGGUGCAAGAUACAUAACCUAACUUUUUAACGUUGCAACCGUACCCCAAUAUUUUUAUAGUUCGCGUUGGAAUGUCGGUUAUAUGUAAGAUAUUAUCUUAUUAGUAAGUUGUUAAUAGUCUAUUUAAAUGUGUAUUUAACGAAGUUACAAAAUUAUAAUGAUUACAAGCCAGCCAUUUUCAGUGUUACUAGUGUAAAUAAAUGGAAUUUAAAUCAGUAUAUUGGUGCUUCAAUGGUUUUGUAGAAUUUAUUUAUCUGUUGUUUUUGUGCACAAAGUUGAAUGUGUAAGGCACGGUCGGCAGAUUAUCUAGAUGUUAUCGGUCUUAACACCAUUCCAACGAACACUAAAGACUUGAUAAUGUUUUUGUUGACCGUACGCUCAGUGUGAUAUUUCUUUAAUGUCUUUCAAACCAAAAUGCAAUAAUCAUGUUGUGAUUUGUCAAUUUAUUAAUUGACGAGUUCUCGUCAGGCAUUGACAAGUUCUAGUCAAAUAUUGACAUGACAAGCUCUUGUCAAGUACAAAAAAUUGACAAUUUACAGCGGAUCUGUAAAUAUCACUGCAGAGUUGUAACAUUGAGUUACAUUCCAAGAUUUCCUCGUUCGCUCUUCAUAUAUUGCUAAAGUGAAUUAGGAUACUGUUGUUUUAUGGAAAUAAAAACUAUAGAAAGUUAA
Aricia agestis (brown argus) is the source of this 2320-nucleotide messenger RNA. RefSeq names its product V-type proton ATPase subunit B (gene Vha55). Gene Ontology annotation, biological process: ATP metabolic process; proton transmembrane transport. Bases 91 to 1575 code for a protein of 494 amino acids. The record is from RefSeq and is a predicted model, not a curated record. The transcript has 11 exons. NCBI's taxonomy places the organism in Eukaryota, Metazoa, Arthropoda, Insecta, Lepidoptera, Lycaenidae. Gene Ontology annotation, molecular function: proton-transporting ATPase activity, rotational mechanism; ATP binding. Gene Ontology annotation, cellular component: proton-transporting V-type ATPase, V1 domain.